CGUAGUGCUGACGAGUUGAUUUAAAUGCUCUUGACAGUUCCUCGUUCAGGAUGUGUGCUGAGUUUUUCUCGGUAAGCAACAACGUGUUUGCAUCAGUUCUGUCGCGGCUUCAGAUAGUUUCACACAUUCAUUUACCAAAGGAACGGAAUCUGACCUCAGAAACCAAUGGAUUAUCAAGAGGAGGACAUUUACGAUUUUUUCAAAGAUGCCAAUGACACAAUAACAAAUAACGUUGUAAACAAAGAGGUUCCUUUGUGCAAGAAAAGUGAUGUCAUCCAGUUUGGUGCAGCAUUUCUCCCAGCGUUCUACUACACCAACUUCUUGCUGAGCUUGGUGGGGAAUGGACUGGUGCUGUGCAUCAUCUACAAAUAUGAGAAGCUCUCCACGGUCACCAACAUCUUCUUGCUCAACCUCGUCAUUUCGGACCUGAUCUUCGCCUCCAGCCUUCCAUUUUGGGCAGUCUACCACAAGUCAGAAUGGAUCUUUGGCAGCUGCCUUUGCAAGUUGGUGGGAAGCUGUUAUUCCAUCGGCUUCAACAGCACCAUCCUCUUCCUCACUCUCAUGACUUUUGACCGCUACCUUGCGGUGGUCCACGCCAUCAGUGCAGUCGGGAGGAGGAAGAAAACAUACGCGUUUGCAUCGUCCGCUACCGUUUGGGUGCUCAGUAUAUUGGCUAGUACAAAGGAUAUAGUUCUUUAUGAUGUGAUGGAUGGUUCAAAUGGUAAGCUGUGCGAAGUGACUGGUUACUACCAGACUACCCUCACAAAGUGGGAGCUGAUCGGCUAUUAUCAGCAGUUUCUCCUUUUCUUCCUAGUGCCUCUAGUUAUGGUCCUGUACUGCUAUGCCCACAUAACCAUCAAGAUCAUGUCCACACGCAUGGCGGAGAAGUGCAGGGCAGUCAAACUCAUCUUUAUCAUUGUCUUCACCUUCUUCAUCUGCUGGACGCCUUACAACGUGGUCAUUCUGUUAAAAGCCAUCAAGACGUCCUUUGGAGACCCGAACAAUUGCUCAGAAGCCCUUGACUACGCGCUGUACAUAACGCGUAACUUUGCCUACCUGUACUGCUGCAUCAGCCCUGUCUUUUAUACCUUUUUGGGGAAGAAGUUUCAAAGCCAUUUUCUGAAACUUUUGGCCAAGCGUAUACCAUGGUUGAAGAUUGAUAACUUGCUGUCAGUGCCAAGUAGUAAAACCACAUCAAUCAGGAGCCCAACACUGCUUACUGACCAACUGCGUGACUAACAAUUUUGUGUUUGGAAAUUUGUUGUUAAGAGGACACAAAUUGGAGCACCAAGAGAAAGAGGAAAAACAAAGAAUCCAAGAUGAAAUGUUUGACCAAUGUAUGUUGUUUGACCAUAAAAAAAAAAAAAAUUCUCAUUUAAUGCAUAUUAAUUAAUAGUGUUUCUGAAGAGCUCCAUCAAUUUUACCAAAUGAAGAAAAAGUAUUGAUAAAAAACAAAUUGAAAAAUAUUUUACACGUUCAUUUGAUGUGCAUAUGUAAAUAUUCUUUCAUAAACAUCCUUUUGAUGACAUCAGAAAAAAAAAUUAUACAAUUAUUUUCUCGUUUAAUGUAUAUUAAUGAAUAGUAUAUGUCUAAUGGGCUCCAUCAAUUUUACCUAACUGAGAAAAGGCAUUUAAUAGUUAUUAUUGUUAAAAAUAAUUACCAUAUUUUACUGUCCGUUUGAUGUACAUGUAAAUAUUCCUUCACAAAUAUCGCUUUGAUGAUAUCAAAACCAAAAAAAUAAGAAAAAAGAAAAAAACUUCUAUGAAAGAGUAUCAUUGCAACAUAAUGUUCAUUGUGUAACCUAGACCUAAUCUAUGGGUUCUUUAGCAACAUAUAGCUAUCAAAUCUCUACGCUCUUAUAUUUUAUUCUGUAAGGAGUAAUAUUACUUUGUGUAACAUAUAUUGUUGUAAAGAGUUGCAAAUUAAUGAUUUUAUAUUGCUGUUAAUUGCUGGUGUAGCCCAUGCUGAGAAUUAAAAUAUUAGUAACAGGAAUCUUCCUGAUAUUAUCUUUUCAGUGUAUCUAGUGACCUGUUCUUUGAACAAUAUAAAGGUCUCAGAAAUGAGUAAGCUUCCUGUCUUGUCAACAUCUAAAUAUAUCCUGUUCAUGAGAUGGUUAUGAUGAUCACAUCUUCAUUUUGAGCAUGACCUCAGUCUCUACAUUGUGUGUGUUUGUUUUGGAUCUCAUUUUAAUAUAAGACAAUAAAUGAUUCUAAAUAAUCUA
Molecule: messenger RNA, 2221 nt
Organism: Ctenopharyngodon idella (grass carp)
Lineage: Eukaryota; Metazoa; Chordata; Actinopteri; Cypriniformes; Xenocyprididae
Gene: ccr12a
Product: chemokine (C-C motif) receptor 12a
Exons: 2
Coding region: 166-1239 (357 amino acids)
Biological process (GO): immune response; G protein-coupled receptor signaling pathway; chemotaxis
Cellular component (GO): membrane
Molecular function (GO): chemokine receptor activity
Source: RefSeq, a predicted model, not a curated record